AUGGCGGUUAGAAACAGUGCUGUGUUAGGAUGUUUAACAGUUUUAGCAGGCAUAUGCAGUGCUCGAAUGAACGUUUUGUUCCUCAUGGCUGACGACUUACGACCACAGCUUAGUUCGUAUUAUGGAUCAAACUUUCCGUCUCACAUUCAUCCAAGGAUGCAUACACCAAAUUUAAACUCACUCGCCUCGAGAAGUCUUCUUCUCAAACGUGCGUAUGUUCAGCAAGCAAUAUGUUCACCGAGCAGGGCGUCGAUGCUGACUGGUCGCCGGCCAGAUACUACGCACGUUUACAACUUAGAAUCUUACUUCAGAAAUGUCGGAGGAGAUUUUACAACCCUACCGGAAUAUUUUAAACUUCAUGGAUAUAGAUCGAUGGGAAUGGGAAAGAUAUACCAUGGCACUAAGGAAUCUGGCGGUAAAGACGUGCAAUCAUGGUCAGAACCAUAUUUUUAUGGACACAACUAUGUGACGGGUAACCGUAGUUGGCAGGCAAUUCCUGACCACGAACUUCAAGACAAACCACUUCUAGAUAAACAAGUUGCUGACCAUGCCAUAAAAGCGCUACGUCAAUUUGCACCGAAGGCUAAAACCGGAGAGAAAAAUUUCUUCCUCGCAGUUGGAUUCCGCAGACCACAUUUACCUUUUGUAUUUCCAGCAUCCAUUAUGCAUAAAUACUACCCGAGAAAUUCGAUACACCUGCCUUCUAAUCCAUAUGCGCCUGCUAAUAUGCCAAACAUAGCGUGGUCUAAAUACAAUGAGAUCAGAGAACAAUAUGCUGAUAUAGCAGCAUUAAAAGCCAGUGGCAACAUCAAUACAACUCUACCAGAUAAUAUCACUCUGGAUCUAAGACGUGCGUACUACAGUGCUGUAACAUGGGUUGACUCCCUGGUAGGCGAGGUAAUCGCCGAACUCGAUCGCCUCGGUCUGUCUAAUAAUACGGUCGUGUCCUUUGUUGGGGAUCAUGGCUAUCAAUUAGGCGAACACGGAGAAUGGUGCAAACAUACAAAUUUUGAAAUCGCUACGCAUGCGCCUAUGAUGAUACGCAUUCCAGGAAUGACUGAUCAUGGUAUAACAACCACGCAGCUGACCGAGUUUGUAGAUUUGUAUCCCACGAUCGUUGAGGCAGCAGGUCUUGGAUCUUUACCUCUUUGUCCAGAAAAUUCGGCGCACGUUAAAGUUUGCCGCGAAGGAGCAAGUCUUAUACCCCUUAUAAAACAUCCACAUGUUACGAUUAAGAAAGCAGCGUUCUCUCAAUAUCCUCGAGGAAAACACAUCAUGGGAUAUUCAGUUCGUAACUAUCGGUAUCGCUACACAGAAUGGGUGGACUUCACUUAUGCUCCUGUAUACAAACCCAACUGGAAUAACGUAUCUGGAGUAGAACUGUAUGAUCAUGAGGUAGACCCUGACGAAAACUACAACGGAGCUGACGAUGCUAAAUACCAACAAGUGAGAGCCCAUCUGAGUGAUCUACUUCACAAGGGAUGGAGACAACAUCAUGGAGGGACAGGUUCAGUAAUUGUUGGAAAGCGGGCAUAA
Molecule: messenger RNA, 1536 nt
Organism: Mercenaria mercenaria
Lineage: Eukaryota; Metazoa; Mollusca; Bivalvia; Venerida; Veneridae
Product: iduronate 2-sulfatase-like
Exons: 1
Coding region: 1-1536 (511 amino acids)
Molecular function (GO): iduronate-2-sulfatase activity
Source: RefSeq, a predicted model, not a curated record